AUGUCGUAUUUGAAUAACCCUGCUAUUGUGAUGGACAAUGGUACAGGUUUGACCAAGUUAGGGUUUGCUGGUAAUGAUUCUCCAUCGUGGAUCUUCCCAACUGCAAUUGCCACCGCUCAAUCUUCCAAUGCUAAAUCUUCUGCAAACGCUCCUCAAGGUCUAGGUAAUGCAAAAGCAGGUGUCUCUAACCCUGCUACCAGUAAUCCAUAUUUUGGCAAUUCCACUUCUGCCACUUCUUUUGCAUCAAAUUCAAACGCUUUCCUGCUUUCAAACAAUUUGGCUGGUAAAAGAGGUACCGAAGAUUUGGAUUUCUAUAUCGGUAAUGAAGCUCUAGUGGCCUCGCAAGGUCCUGCUUAUUCCCUAAGCUAUCCAAUUAGACACGGUCAAGUCGAAAACUGGGAUCAUAUGGAAAGAUUUUGGGAAAACUCCAUUUUCAAAUACUUGAGAGCCGAACCAGAAGAUCAUUUCUUCCUAUUGACUGAACCACCAUUAAACCCACCUGAGAAUAGAGAACAAGUAGCUGAAAUUUUCUUUGAAUCUUUCAACUGUGCUGGUUUGUAUAUUGCUGUUCAAGCUGUCUUGGCUUUAGCAGCUUCUUGGACUUCCGCCCAGGUAACUGACAGAUCUCUAACCGGAACAGUCAUCGAUUCAGGUGAUGGUGUUACUCACGUUAUCCCUGUCGCUGAAGGUUAUGUCGUUGGUUCUGCGAUUAAGAAUAUUCCAAUUGCCGGUAGAGAUAUCACUUUGUUCAUUCAAUCACUGUUAAGAGAACGUGGUGAAGCUGACUCUUCUUUGAAAACUGCGGAACGUAUUAAACAGGAAUAUUGUUAUGUAUGUCCAGAUAUUGUAAAAGAAUUUAAUAAAUUUGACAGACAACCAGAAAAAUUCGCACAAUUUAUCAUAGAAAACCAAGAUAAGACAACUAAAAAAGUUAUCGAUAUCGGUUAUGAAAGAUUCUUAGCUCCUGAAAUUUUCUUUAACCCAGAAAUUGCUUCCUCAGAUUUCUUAACACCAUUACCAACUGUUGUUGACCAAACUAUCCAAGCAUGCCCAAUCGAUGUCCGUAAAGGAUUAUAUAAUAAUAUUGUUCUAUCUGGUGGUUCUACUAUGUUCAAAGAUUUUAGCCGUCGUUUACAAAGAGAUGUUAAGAGUAUAGUAAGUAAUAGAAUUGCACAAAAUGAAGCAUUGACGGGUACAAAAUCCACUGGUGUCGAUGUCCAAGUUAUUUCACACAGAAAACAAAGAAAUGCAGUUUGGUUUGGUGGUUCAUUAUUGGCACAAACCGCUGAAUUCAAAGGUUACUGUCAUACAAAGAAGGAUUAUGAAGAACAUGGUCCUGAAAUUGUUAGAAACUUUAGUUUAUUCAAUAUGGUUUAA
Messenger RNA from Tetrapisispora phaffii CBS 4417, 1377 nucleotides. RefSeq names its product actin-related protein 3 (gene ARP3). Bases 1 to 1377 code for a protein of 458 amino acids. NCBI's taxonomy places the organism in Eukaryota, Fungi, Ascomycota, Saccharomycetes, Saccharomycetales, Saccharomycetaceae. Gene Ontology annotation, cellular component: Arp2/3 protein complex; actin cortical patch. Gene Ontology annotation, biological process: Arp2/3 complex-mediated actin nucleation. Gene Ontology annotation, molecular function: actin filament binding. The record is from RefSeq and is a predicted model, not a curated record. The transcript has a single exon.